UCAGGUACUAUAAAUAUGUUGGGCAUAGACAAAGUAGUUCAUAUUUAAAACUACUACUUGAAUUAACACUUAUCAUUUGCAUCUUUAGACAUGGCUUCUCUCGCACUUUCAGCCUCGGGAGUUAAUCUGAACAAGGCUGUUUCAGGUAAGUUCGAUGAUUUUCGAGGCGGUUUCAGUUUCAGUUUCGGUUCGGUCACUACUAACGAUAGUAGUUUUGCUAAGAAACGCAACACGGCCAUCGUGAGUAUUGCAACGCAACCACCACCGGGAGUUGUUGGUAAUCCAAGAACUGGAAAAAAUGAUGAGACUAAGAAGCUUGCGGCAUGGACUAGUGUCAAACAAGAGCGUUGGGAGGGGGAGCUCACUGUCGAAGGCGAAUUGCCCCUUUGGCUGAACGGGACGUACUUAAGGAACGGACCGGGAUUAUGGCACGUAGGCGACUACAACUUCCGGCACCUCUUCGACGGCUACGCCACCCUAGUCCGGCUCCGCUUCGAGAACGGACAUCUCGUGAUGGGGCACCGCCAGCUCGAAUCCGAUGCAUAUAUAGCUGCUAAGAAGAACAACAAGCUUUGCUAUCGUGAAUUUUCCGAAGUUCCUAAGCAAGACAAUUUCUUGGCCUACAUCGGUGAAUUAGCGAAUUUAUUCUCGGGCGCCUCCUUGACUGAUAAUGCAAACACCGGCGUCGUCCAUUUAGGCGACGGCCGGGUCGUUUGCUUGACCGAAACGCAAAAAGGGUCGAUUAUUAUCGAUCCCGACACAUUGGACACAUUAGGCAAGUUUGAGUAUAGUGACACUUUAGGUGGAUUAAUUCAUUCGGCACAUCCGAUAGUGACAGAUUCGGAAUUUUUAACGUUACUGCCCGAUUUGAUAAAUCCCGGGUAUUUGGUGGUCCGGAUGGAGCCGGGGACUAAUGAAAGGAAAGUGAUCGGUAGGGUGGAUUGCAGAAACGGACCUGCUCCGGGUUGGGUUCACUCUUUUCCGGUGACCGAACAUUAUGUGGUUGUGCCGGAGAUGCCAUUGAGAUAUUGUGCACAAAAUUUACUCAAGGCCGAGCCGACUCCGCUUUAUAAGUUUGAGUGGCACCCCGAAUCCAAAGCCUUUGUGCAUGUUAUGUGCAAAGCUAGUGGGAAAGUGGUGGCAAGUGUGGAGGUUCCGCUGUUUGUGACGUUCCACUUCAUUAAUGCGUAUGAGCAAACAGAUGAAGAUGGAAGGGUGAUCGGAGUUGUUGCUGAUUGCUGUGAACAUAGUGCCGACACCACAAUUCUAGAUAAGCUCAGAUUGAACAGUCUCCGAUCUUAUUCGGGUGAAGAGGAUGUCUUGCCAGAUGCACGGGUUGGUAGAUUUGUGAUACCAUUCGAUGGGAGUCCAAAUGGGAAGCUAGAGGCAGCAUUGAAUCCAGAUGAACAUGGAAGAGGAAUGGAUAUGUGCAGCAUUAACCCCGAUUUCUUGGGCAAGCCAUACCGGUAUGCUUAUGCUUGCGGUGCUGUGCGUCCAUGCAAUUUCCCCAACACCCUCACUAAGCUUGACCUGGUAGACAAGAAAGCGAAGAACUGGUACGAUGAGGGUGCAGUUCCGUCUGAACCAUUCUUCGUGGCACGGCCUGGUGCAACUGAGGAAGACGAUGGGGUUGUGAUCUCGAUGAUCAGUGACAAAAAUGGCGAAGGCUAUGCACUGGUCUUAGAUGGGAAAUCAUUCGAAGAAAUCGCAAGAGCUAAGUUUCCCUAUGGUCUUCCUUAUGGCCUCCAUGGAUGCUGGGUUCCGAAGAAAUCGCCAUAACUAUACCGAGAAAAAUAUACAUUAAACUCUCUCCGUCCUGUAAAAAUAGUGUCGAUUUCUAUGUCUGAUUGUCGAGUGACCGAGGCUAUGUGUUGGUCAUAUUUAUUGUUUGUGAUGUGAAUAUAUAUAUUUUGUAAAAGUUAGUUUGAUUUUAUUUCAGUUGAGAGGAAUAUAGCUUUGUAUCUGGGUUUAGGCUUCGGCAAUGUCUAGCAGCACGUUGAAGUGUAUUGUGCGUGAAUCGAUCAUGGAUGUAUGUGCUUGUGUAGUUGACAGUUUUUGCUUUGAUCAGAAAUAAAAAAAAACCGAAUGUUCUUCUUUGUUA
Molecule: messenger RNA, 2101 nt
Organism: Daucus carota subsp. sativus
Lineage: Eukaryota; Viridiplantae; Streptophyta; Magnoliopsida; Apiales; Apiaceae
Product: carotenoid cleavage dioxygenase 8 homolog B, chloroplastic
Exons: 6
Coding region: 91-1779 (562 amino acids)
Biological process (GO): carotene catabolic process
Cellular component (GO): chloroplast
Molecular function (GO): carotenoid dioxygenase activity
Source: RefSeq, a predicted model, not a curated record